Nilaparvata lugens (brown planthopper) is the source of this 1355-nucleotide messenger RNA. RefSeq lists its product as uncharacterized. Bases 1 to 1131 code for a protein of 376 amino acids. The record is from RefSeq and is a predicted model, not a curated record. The transcript is spliced from 2 exons. NCBI's taxonomy places the organism in Eukaryota, Metazoa, Arthropoda, Insecta, Hemiptera, Delphacidae.
AUGGAGGGAGGAGUCAGCGUUGGUGGCAUGUGCAUCCGGCUUUUAGCAUAUGCUGAUGAUAUAGUCCUGCUCGCACCGGAUAGGUUGAUGCUGAGGAAGAUGAUAGCGAACCUGGAAAUGUAUUGUGAACGGUGGAACCUUCAGGUGAACCUUGACAAAUCUAAAAUAAUGAUUUUCCGAAGGGGGGGUAAAACUAGCAAACAUGAUGUCUGGCGAUAUAAAAACGAACCAAUUGAAGUGGUCAAAAGCUAUAAGUAUCUGGGAAUGAACUUGACGUCGCAACUUUCUUUGACAGAACAUUUUAAAGAGAAAUCCUCCUCGGGAAAGAUGGCACUAAAUAUGUUCAAUGGUUUGCUAGCAGAAAAAAAUAUACCCUUCAAAUCCAAAUUCAAGGUCUUUGAGGCAGUUUCGAGAUCGGUUGUAUGCUACGGAGCACAGAUUUGGGGGGGAAGAAUGAUUGAAGAGGUGGAAAAAGUGCAGCGUUUCUUCCUCAAGAAAGUGUUCAACCUACCUGUGUGGACUCCAAACUACUGUCUCUAUCUUGAGACCCAGGCGGUUCCACUGCUUGUCCAUACAUUGAAGCUUCAUAUCAAGUUCUUGCAGAGGAGUAUGAAGCUGCCUGCCCACAGAUAUCCUCGUGUUUUAUUGGAGAAGAUCAUUGAGAAGAAACUGUUCAUAUACAACGACUGGUUGAGUCUACAGGAUAUGUAUGGAGUUUCUGCAUCGGAUCUGAUCACAUGUCAUGUACCAUCAGUGCUGGCCAGAGUGGACGAUGAACUUCAGUCAGGAUUUAGGAGAAGACUGCAGGAAAGUAGGAGAUGUUCAUUGUACCCAGAAUUGGCACCCUUCACAGACUACGUCCAUGAGCUGACCGACUUCACUCUUAUUAAAUGGUUUAUGAAGGCAAGGACGGAGUUAGUCCAACUCAAUAAAUAUUCUCACAGCCAGGCGGUGAAGCUUUGCUCUCUGUGUAGCCUAAAAGAGGAAGAGGACAUAAUUCAUUUCGUCGCCAGGUGUCCGGUUCUGGCGGAGAUAAGACGUCAACACUUUGGAAGGAGUCUCUUGCUCGACGCCGAAUUGAAGACUCACCUUGACGGGGAAGAACUGGAGGAUUGUGGGAAGCUACUGUAGGGAUGCAUGGAAGUACAGAUACUUCAUGAUUCAGGAGUUCAAUUAUUGAACUGAUUCAAAAACUCUGAACUGAAUUGAAAUUCUGAUUACAUUAUGGUGCUCAAAUAAAGUAUUUAUCAACUCCCCCAGACGGCGAUAUGCCAUGGGGAAUGAGCCGACAUUUUGUCUGUACCUGUUUAUUUUAUGUAAUGAAUAUUUAUUAUUGUUGAUAUUUAUAAUGUUUA